AGCUGACAAUGGCAAUUGUACAUGCAACUGCUGAGUCGCAUGUAUAUCCCUUCAACAACUCUACUCUUUUCCUCUUCAUUUCUCAAUUCUCUCGUUUCCCUUUUCCUCCCCGACCCUUUUUUUUCUUUUACUUCCUGUACUUCCCGCCAUUUUUUUAUUGCUAUUAUCUACAAGGACUGAAUGGACGCCUGGGUAUCUCCGCUCGUCAAAUGGUUUAACGGUGAAGGGGCUUCUGUGGCUGUCGUGCAGGAGCCGACCGAAGAUGCGGAAUUGCCAGCAACCGACAUAGGAGCCAAUCAAUCAACAGAACAGAAAGAACGGGCACAGACCAUCAGAAACCCGAGUCCGAUCGAUCAUCUCUUGCAGCAGUCCACAGCUCUAAAGCAUGGGCUUUCACAGGACACGCAUGAACAACACUAUACACACCCAACCAAAAAAAUGUUGUCAAUUAAAGACGUGCUGGCGGACCCAUCAUCGGAAGGAUUACAGUCUCAGCGCACGUUUGUAGACAGUGACCCAUCACUCCUAAUGAAGUUCUCUAAUGAAGAUUUUAUACCGACAUCAGCGCCUGUGCCUACGUCUACUUCAGUAGCUUCAACUCUUCCUAUUCCUACUGCCGUGGCGUUAGAUGAGGAUGUGAUCGGCAGUAUAUUGAAUACACAACAACCACAGCAAAUAUUGCGAGACAACCCUGCACUAACAGCUGACCAGAUCGCAUCAACACCUACACCCGAUUCACAGCCCACUCGUCCAAAAAUAAGCAUACGUUCUAUUGUGCAUGCUCUUGAAUGGAUGAUCCAUAACAACAACAACCGUAAAAGGAAUAAGAAUGAAGAAGAGACGGUCAUCGAUGACAAUCAUAGCUAUGAUACUAAAACUUCGUCACAACAGGAAACCAGUAAGCGGAGGAAACAAAGGAAACAACCAUCUCACCCUGCUUCUCCUCCCCCACCACCUAGGCCGAUGAUCUCUAGGACGCGUCUUAAAGUAUUUGUGGGCACAUGGAAUAUGAUGGGUCAAAUACCACAUAUCAGCGAAGGCUUGACUGGGUUCUUGGAAGUGCAGGAUCCAGUAGUACAAAAUCAACAGCAACAAAAUUGUCCUGAUGAACAACAUAAGCCAGGGAAUUUUCCUUCAUCCCCAUUACUAUCGCCAUUAUCAACGUUGUCAGAACCGGAUAGUAAUCCUUCCUCCACAGGUACGACACAGUUCCAGGAGACAGUCGAAAGGAAGCAGAAGCAACAAAAACAACAACAAAAACCACAGCAUUUUGCACGAGGAAUUCCAUCAUCUAUGUCUACACCCAAUCUCUUAUUGUCACAAUCUUCAAUGAUGUCUGAUACCAACAGUACGGAAGCUCCAAGGCAAGAAUUCAAGCAGCGUGGUCUAUUCAACCGCUUCAAAUAUAAGAACAAUCAUAAAAGCAGCAGCGGUAGUAAUAAUGGUACUCCUCGCGUUAAUCUCAAGCCUUCUCCUUCGGUCAGCAAUCUCCCAAGUCAUUUUCAGUAUCACCAACAACAGCAACAACAGCAGUACCAUCAUUACCUUAAGCAAGGCUUUUCACAGCAAAGGACACCAUCCCUGAACCCCCUCCCUCAAGUGCCGACAAUAUUGAAAGAUCCGUUCUUGGAAAUGAAUGCGAAAGCUCCUUACCAUAUUAUUGCGAUCAACACGCAGGAAUGUGAGCGCGAGAUCCGAGAGGCUGUUUUAUUCCCUUCAAAGUCAGUUUGGGAAAAGUAUCUUCAAAAAAGCUUAGGACCAGACUAUGUGAUGAUCAAGACCGAGACAAUGGCGGCAUUACAUCUGGCGGUAUUUAUCUGGAAGCCGAUCGAAGAUCUUGUUACAGCGGUUGAUUCUUCAACAGUAGCGACUGGAAUUGGAGGUAUUGUGGGGAAUAAGGGGGCGGUUGCUAUUUCAGUUUACCUUGGGAGCAUGUCUUUCCUAUUUGUCAACGCACAUCUCACAGCACAUCAAAAUAAUACUCAAGCACGAAACAAUGACUACAAACGUAUAAUUCAAGAACUGCAGCUAAACGAUGCCCCCAAAAGCUCGCCUGGAGGAUGGUAUUUCGGGGGAGAUAUGCGCCUCCGACGACAUUACAAUUCUCCACCUGUUGCCACUGGACCGUCUCUACAGAAACCAGCUUACUACGGCAACAACAGCAACAACAAGAAUAAUAACAGUAAUAGUAAUAUCAAAAGAAAUGACAAUGCUGGCGGCGGUAGCAAUGGUGAAAAGAAGUCAACCAAUCAAUCAAGUACUCAUAGUGAUGGCAGUGAGUCCAAAAAGAGCUCCAACAACAAAAAUGAAGGCGAUAAAGAUAAAGAUAAAGAUCCAAGGAUGCCAAGAAAGGACGGGAGAGAAAGUGGUGAUAGUAAUGUUACUCAAAAUUCAUCAGCCAACGUGGAUAUAACAAACCAGUUUGAUUAUACAUUCUGGGCAGGUGAUUUGAACUAUCGUGUUGAUAUGACUCGCGCAGAAGCAGAUGAAUGCCUUCAAAAGGGGGAUUUAAAGUUAAUGGCGUAUCAUUUUGAUAAUAUUUUAGACAUUACUUGCGCAUGACCAGUUGACGCUUCAAAGGGAAGCUGGAGCGGUGUUUGAGGGGUUCAUGGAAGCACCUAUUACAUUCAAACCAACCUAUAAAUUUGAUCCGCUUUCACAAAUAUCAUCUUCAUCCUCCGAAAAGUCCGAUAA
Molecule: messenger RNA, 2694 nt
Organism: Lobosporangium transversale
Lineage: Eukaryota; Fungi; Mortierellomycota; Mortierellomycetes; Mortierellales; Mortierellaceae
Exons: 5
Coding region: 181-2562 (793 amino acids)
Biological process (GO): phosphatidylinositol dephosphorylation
Molecular function (GO): phosphatase activity
Source: RefSeq, a predicted model, not a curated record